AAUGGGCGGGGUCUAGGCCCUGAGUGGGGCGGGUUUGCUGCUCACUCCUUCAGUCAGUCGCCUCAAGUUGGUCGGGCAGAAGAGAGCGAAAGAAGCAAAGCCAUGGAGAAGACCCGGCGGCCCGUAGUGGUGACUGGGUUCGGUCCAUUUGGGGAGUAUUCUGUCAAUGCCAGCUGGAUCGCAGUUCAGGAAUUGGAGAAAAUGGGCCUCGGAGAGGAUGUGGAUCUACAUGUCUACGAGAUUCCUGUUGAGUAUCAGGCUGUGCAGAGGCUCAUUCCUGCCUUAUGGAAGAAACACAGCCCACAACUUAUAGUUCACGUGGGACUGUCUGGCAUGGCCACAACAGUGACGUUGGAAAAAUGCGGCCACAACGUGGGAUACCGGGGUUUAGACAACUGCCACUUCUGCCCAGGUUCCGAAUGCUGCAUUGAAGGGGGCCCAGAAUGCAUUGAUUCGAUCAUCGACAUGGACGCCGUGUGCAAGAGAGUCUCUGCAUUGGGACUGGAUGUCACAGUCACGAUAUCAGAGGAUGCUGGGCGGUAUCUAUGUGACUUCACAUACUACACUUCCCUGUACCAGAGCCAUGGGCGAUCUGCAUUUGUCCACGUGCCUCCCUUGGGAAAACCAUACAGCGCAGAGCAGCUGGGCCGUGCACUCCAGGCCAUCAUAGAGGAAAUGCUCAAUGUCUUAGAACAAUCUGAGAGCAACAUCAACUGUCACAACGAACAUUGAACUCGGGCCAAAGUCCCUGCCUCUUUACUUUCCUCAUGGUUGCACUUCCAAAAACUUUUCUCCUGUUCUUACAGAAUCCCAGCUGGCAGCGUCCAUGUAGAGGAUUGAGAACAGAAAUGGAUUCCUGGCACUCUGUGGAGAUACAUUUUGGGAGAUCCUCCUUUGCUUCUCUUUUGAUUCCAGCCAAACUAGUUCUCGCUAACUUCUCGGGGUCCCCAUCGGUGUUCAGGUCCUGCAAAGAUCGUUAAGCGGAUUGAGAGGAUCUGCCAGUUAGGCAAUUGCUCCAGUUGUCUGAUGUGCUCCAGUUCAAUUUUGCAAGGCCUUUGUGUUUUCAGAAGGACAAUUUGAUGGUUCCACUCAACUUGUAGCAGUGCUUUCGGUUCAAAAUGUAGGACCCUCGCAGGAAGUGCUGUUCCCUUUACAGGAAGAUGUAUUGUACAUUUACCCGGAAGCUUGGAAGAUUUUAUUUUCUUCACUGCUUAAAACAGAUUCCUCCAAUUUAUAGGGUAGAGUUCUGCUCUUCAUAAGGAACGCUUGGGGAUGAAAAGAGAGGCGGGAAAAUUUCCUUUAAUUGACACCUCAUGCCAAAUCUGUUGAUGGUGUGUGUGUUUUUUUUUAAAGAAAGACCAGAUCUCUUUGGAUUUUGCCUUUCCUGACUUCCGUAGCCACCCAUCGAUCUGAAAUGUAGAGCUUCUCUUCUCUUCUGGCCUGCUGGCUUAAUGUGCCGUAGGAACUGGCCUCUUCCCCCCACCCCAUCCCCAAUAGCCCUACCGUAGCUAUCUUUCCCAGUGCCUCAAAGUGAGAUGUUGCUCAAAUAUCCUUUUGUACCUUAGAAAAAUAAUAUGGUACAUAUCCUUUUCUAACCUUUUCUGCUCUGCUGGGGAGGGAUGAGACUCUGGAUCGAGAUUAGGAUUUUGGCAUUUCUGCUUGCUUGGAGAAGGGAGUGAAGACUUGCUGGCACCAUCUUUUGCCUGGUGGAGGCCUCUUUUGCUUCAGAAGCGCCCAUGAUUUCUUCAGCAGAGUAGUUUUCCAGGAAUUUCCCCUGGGCUCUCCCUUCCGUAAUGCUUACCUGAUGGUGGGCCCUUGCCGGCUCUGUAGAAAACGAUGCUGCACUUUUUACCUAGAUGGGAUUAGGGUAUAAUAUACAUUCAAAAGAUUAAAGACUGUGGGGUUGUUGUUUUUUUUCCUUUUAAAACGAGCAGUGUUCAACUUCACUCUAAACAGGGAGACUUUGGGGAUGAAGCAGCAGGAAGCAACGUGUAUGGCAGAAUGGAGACUCGGCCACUCUAUAAUCUUGGACAAUGGAAUUGCCUGAUAAAACUGAACUGGCCACAAAAAAAAUAAGCAACUUUGGCUAAAAAUGGUCUGGUUUAAAAUGAAACCGGUUCUUCUUUGCUGUAAAAUCAUUCUUGUUUGAAUCUCUCUCUCUCUCCCUCUCCCUCUCUCUCUCUCUCUUUUUAAACUAAUUGAUCCUGCUUUUAUAGUAACUCUCAGUGAGAGCUGCCUUGUGCUUGUCGGCUUGCUAAACCCAGUGGUAAUCUGGUUGCAAGACAAAGGGAUGCUGGGGUUUGAAUGCGUGGCCGUAUUCUGAGACAGUCUUAUGUGAACCUCAUCUGUAGCCCUUUUUGGGUUGCUAAAGUUGCUCUUAAAAUUGUUUGCACACACCAGCCUCUUACACUUGCAUUCAAAUUCCAAGCACCCUUGGGUGUGGUAAGUCAGCCAACUCCUUCAUUUAAUAAUUUAUUUUAUUUAAUAUUUUUUUUCAUCCAAAUGUGAUGGCUUCUGUGCUUUUCCCCCUCCCCGAUCCCCACUCUAGCAAAGGUGGGGUCAUGGCAUAGGGUCUACAUUUGUUUGUUUUUUUUUAGAUUUGCAAGCAGUCUUCUUCCUUGGAACACUUCGUAAGAUGGCAAACUGUGCAAGGGGCCUUUUGCCCCCUUUUCUUAAAAAAAAAAAAACAGCAACAAUGCAGUUUGAGGAAUAAAAGGCUGCUGUUUUUAGUUCUAAUAAAGUGUAGCUGUGAAAUUUAUAUAAUCUAUUAGAUGGGUGCAGAUAUGCACAUUGUAUAAAGGCUAUCUCUCUUUGAAAUGAUAAGAAUAGGUGACCUGGAUAUUUUUUUUCUUUAAGAUGUGAAAUGGCUUAACAUUUAAAUGGAAGGAAAGGUGGAUUGUUACAAUUAAAAACCUCCUUUUAGGGGACCAUAUCUUUUUUUUUUUUUUUAAGAGAUGGUUACCCUUACUGGAAAUUUCUCUCCCUCAUUCUUCCUUUCUUAAAAUUACAUUUUCUUUUUAUCAUCUGUUUGCUAAGGGAAUGGGAUUUUUCAGGCUUCACUGCAAAAUCCUUUGCAAGGUUGGAGUGACUUGAUUUCAAAGAAAGCUUCUUGGAAUGGUGAGAAGAUUUGCCUGGUAGCACCAUCUCAUUCUGUGGAUUUGACAAUACUUCAGUUUUCAAACAGUCACUUUAUAGUAGUGUUUCCCAACCUUGCUAAUUUUAAGAUAGCAAUAGCAAUAGCACUUAGACUUUUACACCGCUUCAUAGUGUUUUACAGCCCUCUCUAAGCAGUUUACAGAGUCAGCUUAUUGCCCCCAACAAUUUGGGUCCUCAUUUUACCCACCUCGGAAGGAUGGAAGGCUGAGUCAACCUUGAGCCAAUCAGGAUUGAACUCUAUGUUGUGGGCAGAAUUAGCCUGCAAUACUGCUUUCUAACCACUGCACUGCCAUGGUAUGCUUGCUGGGGAAUUCUGAGAGUUGAAGUUCAAAUGUCUUAACAUUGUCAAGGUUGGGAAAUGGUGCCCUACAGUAACCUCAUUUCUGACAAUAUGAGUUCAAGGAAGAGCAUCAAGCAUCCUGGUCUGUCCAUACUGACACAAGGAUUCUUCUGCUAGUCCUCCGCCAUCCCUUGUGUGUUUUUCCUUCCAUGGAACUUUCAGUCCCCUAAUAAUCACACCAUGGGCUGUAUUCAGAAACUUCUGAAUCCGUACCUUUUCUGGAUGCUCUAAACUUGGAUGCUAACUUAGAAUAUGUAUCAUAUACAUACAGAUAGUUCUGAUUUACGACCACAAUUGGGACCAGAAUUUCCAUUUCUAAACAAGGCAGUUGUUAAGGGAGUCAUGCCCACUUUAUGACCUUUUUGGCCGUGGUUGUUUAGCAGAUCACUGCAGUUGUUCAGUGAAUCAUGCCAUCAUUAAGCAAAUCCAGCUUCCCCCAUUCUUUCCUUGUUGGAAGCUGGCUAGGAAGGUUGCUUAUGGUGUAUCCAAGGACGCUGCAGCUGCUGUAAAUAUAUGCCAGGUGCCCAAAAUUUGUUGACAUGACCGUGGGAAUGCUGUGAUGUGAGAACUGAUCGAAGCCCCUUUUUCAGUGCUUUUGUAAUUUUUGAACAGUCGCUAAAUGAAUAGUUGUAAAUCAAGGACUACUAGUAUUUAGUACAAAUAGAUUAAAAAUGAUUACGUAUUCAUUUUGCAUCCCUAUAAUUGACACCUUCAGUUACUGGGAUGUAAAUUAUUAUGACGGCAAUCUGAAACUUUUUUUAACCAGCUGUUUUUGUGUUUAGUGCAGCACACAUAAUUUGUUAGUAUUGUGUGCAAACAAAUACAGAGCUUUGCUUGGAAGCUUAUUUUUACUGGGAGAUUGGUAAAUGUGUGAACAGACUGUUCGAUGGUAUACCUUUAAAGUGUUUAAAACAGUUGAGAAUGUUGAAUUUGGCACAGGAAAGAGGUGUGCAUGUAACCUAAAACUUCUCAAGAGACCUUUUGCCCAGAAUGUGGGGAGGGGGAAGGGAAAAAUCAGGCUUUGGAGUGACAUUUACUGGUGGGAGGUGUGGCAUGGCUCUGAAAACAGCAGCCCAGAGGACAGUUGCUUCUCUUAAUGUACAAUAUAGGGUGCUUCUGUAUAAAUCAUUUUAAGCCUUAUUGUUCAGCUGCACCCCCACUCCCGGGUGUGCAGGAGGAAGAUCUCUCUAUGCUACAAAUUGGGGCUUUUGCCCCACUUUACCAGCUCUGAUUGGACCUCUGUGUCUCUGGUGUUUUUCUAAUGAAAAUGUUGCCUGGCUAGCUUCCACAAUGGGGGUUGGUGUAAAGGGUGGGUGGGGGUGGAAGGGGACUGAUGAACAGCAAUUUGAUCAUCAGCACAGUGUCCUCUGAUGAACUGUCCCAUCGGUUGCAAUAUUCCACACUGCUAAACCAGAAUUUGCCUUGCCGUACAGGCAGACUCAGUCUAGUAGCCUUAGCAAUGUAAUUAUUACUUGUUUGAUAAUUCCUAAUCUUUUUGUCACUAUCCCGAAAAAAUAGGCGCCACUUGAAAACCUAGACGUCAUCCAGAGUCCUCUAAUUCAGGGAAUGGCACUUAUGACAACUUUAUGACCUGUGGACUUCAACUCCCAGAAUUCCUGAGUCACCAGCCCUUGUUAAAAGAAACCAGAUUUUGUAAACCAGCACUUAAAACAUGAGUUUUAGUUUUGUUUUUUUCCCAAAAGUAAAGACCUUUUAGAAUGGGUUUAUAAAUCACACACUGCUAACUAUCAAAUACAGAACACUGUUCAUUCCUUAGUAUCAGUUAGGUUAUUAUAUUUAUUUAAAAGAAACUUAUUUAGUCAGAGCGACAAAAUUACCCAGCCACUACAGCUAGUCCUCAAAUUACAACCGCAAUUCGGACAAGAAUUUCCAUUGCCUCGCAAGAUGGUUAAGUGAGUCGUGCCUGAUUUUAUGACUUUUUUUAGCCAUGGUUGUUAAGCAAAUCACUGCCAUUGUUAAGAGAAUCACAUGGUUGUUAAGCAAAUCCAGCUUCCCCCAUUGACUUUGCUUGCCAGAAGGCAGCGGGGGAAGUCACAAAUGGCAGUCACAUGAAUCCCUGGGAUGCUGUGACCAUUGUAAAUAGAUGCCAGAUGCCUAAGACCUGAAUUUUGAUUGCAUGACUUUGGGGAUGCUGCAGCAGUCAUAAGCAGGAGAACUGGUUGCAGGUCCCUUGUUUCCGUUGUAACUUCGAAUGGCCACUAAACAAAGCCAAGGACUACCUUUAUACCUGGGACUCCAGUGUGGAUCCAAUGCUUGACAGACUCAAAAGUACCCUUUGCAUUUAGGGCACAGGUCCACCUUUGGAAACUUUUAAGCCCUAUGGACUUCAAUUCCCAGGUUUCCCCAGACAGCCAUGCUUGGACACCCCUCCUUUAGGUGGCUGGAGACUUGACUGUUGCAGCCACCACCUUGGGCUUUUGACCAUAUAGAGCCGAGGUGGCGCAGUGGUUAGAGUGCAGUAAUGCAGGCUAUUUCUGCUGACUGCUGGCUGCCUGCAAUUUGGCAGCUCGAAUAUCACCAGGCUCAAGGUUGACUCAGCCUUUCGUCCUUCCGAGGUGGGUAAAAUGAGGAACCCAAAUUGUUGGGAGCAGAUAUGCUGUCUCCGCUUAGAGAGGGCUAUAAAAGAACUGUAAGGUGGUAUGUAAGAGCCGAGGUGGUGCAGUGGUUAGAGUGCAGCACUGCAGGCUACUUCAGCUGGCUGAUAGCUGUGGUUCGGCAGUUCAAAUCUCACUGGCUCAAUGUUGGCUCAGCCUUCCAUCCUUCCGAGGUUGGUAAAAUGAAGACCCCGAUUGUUGGGGGCAAUAGGCUGACUCUGUAAACCGCUUAGGGCUGUAAAAGCACUAUGAAGCGGUAUAUAAGUCUUAAGUGCUAUUGCUAUAUGCUGCAGACACCCCUGGAUGCCUGUAUUUAGACACUUGACUCCAGUUCCAGAGGAUUCAAGCAAGAGUUCCUCUCACCUCUGGCAAUGCAUCAGAUUACCUCUCAAAACGCCACCUGGCUCAUGUGCCUGCCCUUCGGGUCUGCAGCUCCUUGGAGACUGACCAUCUGCUAAAGCUGCCGAAUUUUGUCAAGGUCUGGAAUCCUGACCUCUGAAUCGCCCGAAAUGGUUUUGUUUUCCUUUUGAGUUCUCUUGACUUUUGUUUUCAUUCUAUUUCCAUCUCCUCAGGAAUCUCUUUUCAUUAAAACUCCGGACCUUUUGUUUCACCUUCCCCCACCCCUCCUAACUAUAGAAAAUGUAAUUUAUUCUAUAAUUUCCCAGGUGUUUUUUUUUUUUUUUUUUUUUUGCAAACCAGUUAAUUUUAGGGGAUGGUUGUUUUCUUUCCACCGAACCCCUGUCUUCAGUACUAAGCACCUGAGUAUUUUUUAAUGGUUGCAUUAAACUCCUUUUAUUUAAUCAGUUAAAAA
This is a messenger RNA of Pantherophis guttatus, 6922 nucleotides long. RefSeq names its product pyroglutamyl-peptidase I (gene PGPEP1). Gene Ontology annotation, cellular component: cytosol. The record is from RefSeq and is a predicted model, not a curated record. Gene Ontology annotation, molecular function: pyroglutamyl-peptidase activity. Gene Ontology annotation, biological process: proteolysis. NCBI's taxonomy places the organism in Eukaryota, Metazoa, Chordata, Lepidosauria, Squamata, Colubridae.